AUGAGCGAGGCCAUUCACAAGAGAAGCCGUUCUCUUGCCGCAUAUGCAGCCGACGCUUCGCUCGCAAGUGAGUUUGUCUGGGCCGGGAUCUCAAAACAACACCUAACUACUGACGAUGUCUUUGCUAGUGAUCUGGUUACUCGCCAUGAAAAGACUUUCCACCGAGACCAGUCGCAACCCGGUGUAACCUCUACUUCAGAGACAGCAUCCUCAAAAAAUGCCCAAGUCGAUGAACCGGCAUCUAUGGCCAACCCAAAUGAACAGGAUCGAAGUUUGCAGGGCCGCACAGGACCAUCAAGUGAGAUGUCAUCUGAAGGUAGCCUACCUUCGGUAAAUGUCGACGGACCAGAUGUAUCAGGGGAUAUUCCUCAUUUUGGCUAUGACAUUAUGUCCGAAGUCGAGACUUUUGAUUUUAGCGAUAUUUCGCUCGAGUUCUUCGAUCCAUUCCUGGGUAGAACCUUUGAUCAUUUCGCCUUUCCAGUAUUCGAGGAUGUUCCCGAGCAGGUCCAGCCACCAGUACCAAGUUUGCCUCAAAGCAAACCCUCAGGCAACCAAAGCAAUUUUUCGGAUAGGUCUGGAGAGAUUCCAACGCUGUCGCAAGGGCAUACAAUAAGCCAAAGCGCGCUUAGGCCACGGCGAAGGUGGUCACCACGGAUACUCAAGUCAACGACGGCGAAGAACCACAAAGUCGUUUUCACAGAAGAGAUGAGAGCUCACUGCUUGGCUGAUAUAGAGUCACACCUCACCAAGGCCCAGCUUGGUGACUUUCAAUUACCAGCCAUUACAUGCUUGCAGCAAUACUUCAACUCCUACGUGGAUUCCUUCCACAUACACUUUCCCUUCCUACACCUGCAGACUCUCGAAUUAGAGAAGGUACCUAGUCCACUAGUCCUAGGAAUAUGCGCCAUAGGUGCCCUCCACAGACUUCAGAGAAAGAUGGCCUCAUCGCUUUAUCUCACAGCCGAACGAGUUCUGGCGAGCAUAGACUUUGAAAGACUGCAGGCUAUCCCAGAACUAUUGGAUGACUGGGCGAGACCUCGAGACUCACCGCCACCAGACCAGGGGCCGCUGGUCCUCGCCCAGACGCGGUUCAUUCUCGUCUUCUUCGCAUCCUUCAGCAGUGAGCCGCGGUUGAUACGUCAGGCUCUCGUCGGCUGUGGCCAUCUAUCAGCAGAUUUUAGGUCAAGAAUGGCCCGCGCAAAGCCUGGUUCAAUGAACUUGAACCUCUCUCAAUGGCAUUCUUGGGUCGAACAUGAGUCGAUAAAGCGUCUCAUGUGCUGCUGCAUGGUUCUCGGUAAUCUCCUCGUCAUAGCCUACGGUAUCGUGCCAGGCUUCGCAGCGCUAGAAGAGUGCAACAUUGAGAUGCCCGCCGAAGAUGAGCUAUGGGAUGCCACGAGUGCUUCUGAAUGGAAGUCGUCUCUGCAGAGGCGACUGCCUUCUUCGCCUCUAGGUCUUCGUCAAGCAACAGCUUGGAUAUUUGGUAACAGCGCACGGGAAGAAAAACUAGACGCAAGCUGGACCUGGUCACCGUUCGCAGCGUCAAUCGUAAUGCACCAAGUUGCUAUCGUCGUCUGGUUCUUCGCCCACGGGAAAGAGGCCUGCUACGGAACGACGCAAAGCUAUCGAGAAAGCCACCAAUCUGACGCCAAGAGGAUAGAGGCUGCUCUUUCGAGGUGUAGAGAUCUGCUAACGGAGACACGCGAUGGCAACGACGGCACGUGGACUGAAGCUGACGGGCCAUUGUUGUUUAACGCAUUUGCGGUUUUGCGUGUUUCGUACGGCCGAGCUUUCAUCAACUUCCGGUCGUUAGAUCGCUCGCUACUCUUUCAGGAGAGUAGCCAGGAUAUGCUGAUCAUCUUGCAACGCUAUUUUGACGCUGCUCAAGAGCGGGAUGGUUACAUGACCAUGGCUGUUGACUGUGCCCUGGAAGGCUUUGCGAUACCCAUUCGAGCGGGAGUCUUGCUCACGCAAAAGACGGCGGCGUUGAAGUGGAGUGUUGAACAUGCUUUGGCGGGAUGGGAUGCUGGCCUUUUAGUGACGAAGUGGGUUCAUACGGUCGAAUGUCUGCAGUCUACGAGCGGAAAGACUACGCCAGAAGAAACAAAGGUCCUCGAUAACGUUCGCUAUCUCCUCAGCCAGAUUGACGUUGAUCGAUCUCCAUCUUGCUCUCUUGCUGCGGAUCUUGCUCGUGUCUGGGCUGGACUCUAUGACGAUACUUGGGUUUGGGGUGUCGCACCACGUAUGAGCUGGGUUCUCCGAGAGCUUGCAAAGUUGUAUGAGCAGGAAGCUUCAGAUAUACAGAGGCAGCAACCAACUUACAAUGCCCGAAGUCUGAUGGCCAAUGCUCGGGAGGCCUUCAAAGGCAAGCCCUACCGAAUGUUCACCGACUUGGGGGAUCUCAUUGUUAUUCCGGCGCACCAAGCCGAUGAGAUGCGUAAUGAGCGUUCUCUAGACUUCCUCGAGGCCUUUGUGGACAAUUUCCAUCCCGACAUUCCGGGGUUCGAGGCCUUUGCCUUUGAUGGCCGGAAGGACCAGCUGCUUCACAGGACUAUUAACAAGAAGAUCACCAAGAUGCUCAAUGAGAUUACUGCACCACUUUCGCUGGAAGCUGACUUUGCUACGCGCCUGAUUCUCGGAACUUCGACAGAAUGGCGAGAGAUUACGCUUCAAGAAGCGCUUCUGAACCUUGUGGCUCGUCUGUCCUCUCGUGUGUUUCUUGGCGAUGAACUCUGCCGCAACGAUGCAUGGAUUGAAAUCACUGGUUCUUACAGCGUCAACACUUUUUCAGCCGCAGAAAUUCUUCGGCAGUACCCUUAUUAUCUUCGUCACAUCGCCUGCCACUUCAUUCCGCAGUGUCGACUGCUCAAAGAACAAGUUGCAGAGGCACGACGAGUUCUGAACCCGGUACUGGAGAAGCGAGAAUGGGAGAGAAAGAAGGCAUUGGCUGAAGGGAGGACUGAACCUUCCUACAAAGACGCGAUUCAAUGGGUCAUGGAUGAGUCUCAGGGCAGUCCUUUUGACCCAGUAGGAGCUCAACUUGGCCUCUCUGUUGUGGCUAUCCACACCACUACUGACCUCGCAACGGAAACGAUGCUUCGACUGAUGGUAAGACCACAGUUAAUGGAGGAUGUUCGCGCUGAGAUUGUGACGGUCCUCCGGAAAGAGGGCUGGACUAAGGCUGCUUUAUUCAACAUGAAGCUGCUGGACAGUGUCAUCAAGGAGGCGCAGAGACUUAAGCCGACGACUUCUGCGACGAUGAAUCGAAAAGCUACUAGUCAGGUCAAGCUUCCUGGAGGAUUGGUCCUCGAGAAGGGAGACCGCUGUAUGGCAGAUCUCGGCUCGAUGAUGGACCCUAACAUAUAUCCAGACCCUCUUGAGUUUGACGGGUAUCGAUUCUUCCGGAUGCGUGGAGACCCCAAGAUGGAUAGCAAGGCUCAUCUGGUGAGCACAUCUGUGUCACACAUGGGAUUUGGCCACGGCCAGCACGCGUGUCCUGGGAGAUUUUUUGCCUCCAAUGAGGUCAAGGUCCUUUUGUGUCACUUGCUGCAAAAAUACGACUGGAAGCUUGAUAGUGGAUUCGAGCAUACGAUUUAUGAAUUCGGCCUUUCCUUGUCGUCGGGCAGGACCAAGACGUUUGUCUCGAGGCGACAGAAUAUUGAGGUUGACAUUGACGCGUUGUAA
Colletotrichum scovillei is the source of this 3681-nucleotide messenger RNA. RefSeq lists its product as uncharacterized. The record is from RefSeq and is a predicted model, not a curated record. Gene Ontology annotation, molecular function: DNA binding; iron ion binding; oxidoreductase activity, acting on paired donors, with incorporation or reduction of molecular oxygen. Gene Ontology annotation, biological process: DNA-templated transcription. The transcript is spliced from 10 exons. Lineage: Eukaryota; Fungi; Ascomycota; Sordariomycetes; Glomerellales; Glomerellaceae. The coding region runs from base 1 to 3681 and encodes 1226 amino acids.